UAUUCUGGAUGUGGUUGAACUGCAGACAUGGUCAAUGAAGGGUGUAAUUGACCUUAUCAUAAUUCAUUUAAUUGUAUUUCUAUGUUAUCAUUUCAUGCUUUUCCUUUAAGAAAUACAUGAUUUGAUGGCGUUCUUAUUGGAACCGGCCUUCGUAGCUUCCAGUGCUUUUCAUAUGCAGGUAGGUGUUCAAUUUAUUUCUUGGCAGCAGGUCGGCAAAUGAUGGCGGUUGGUGACAGUUAAUUGCAUUCUAGACGGUUCGAGCCAGUCAUGUCUUCUAUGGCAGCCUCGCGAGAAAGAUCGACUUCAGCUUCAUUCAGAUUCCAGAUUUUGUGUCAUAAGAUGAAGAGAGAUGUUCAAUUUGAGCAGGUUUUUAACCAGUUUGAUGAAGAUCAUGAUGGUAAGCUAUCUCCUUCCGAGCUUACGCGUUGUGUUGGCUUGAUUGGCGGUGAGCUGCCACUGAAGGAAGCAGAAGCUGUGGUGCAGCAGCUGGAUUCGGAUGGAGAUGGGUUGCUGAGUUUGGAGGAUUUUAUCAGAUUGAUGGAAGGAGAAGGGGGGGAGGGAGAAGAAGAGAAGAUGAAUGAAUUGAGAGAGGCUUUUGGGAUGUAUGAUAUGGAUGGUUGUGGGUUUAUCACACCCAAGAGCCUCAAGAGGAUGCUGAGCAGACUGGGUCAGAAAAAAUCAGUGGAUGAAUGCAGGGUGAUGAUUAAUCAGUUUGAUCUGAAUGGUGAUGGUGUGCUUAGCUUUGAUGAGUUCAAAGUUAUGAUGCUAUAAUCUUUGUAUGUACAACCUGAGUAAAAGUAAAAAAAAAAUAAUUAUUUUUUAAUUAAUGUGAAGUCAGAUGUCCUGAAUUUGACUGUCUGUCUUUUAAGUGGUUAAGGUAAAAGAACGGGAGUUUGGGUU
Messenger RNA from Vitis riparia (riverbank grape), 900 nucleotides. RefSeq names its product putative calcium-binding protein CML19. The transcript has 3 exons. The coding region runs from base 268 to 771 and encodes 167 amino acids. The record is from RefSeq and is a predicted model, not a curated record. Lineage: Eukaryota; Viridiplantae; Streptophyta; Magnoliopsida; Vitales; Vitaceae. Gene Ontology annotation, molecular function: calcium ion binding.